AUGAAUUCAUCCCGAACCAACCUGGAGGAGGAACAAUAUUUGAAAAGAUUUGUUGAAUUACAAAAAAAGGGAGAAGAUGCAGACGAGGAACGGAUUGAGCUUCUCAUCAAGACCAAGUUAAUAUUCGAUUAUCAACAUUUGAUUAAUUUAAUUCAAUCACAACAAAUUUCAAAAUCUUUGUAUUAUAUUAUUGGAUUUUUAGAAAUGAAAAAAGAAUUGAUGAAAUUUACAGAUCAUGCAUGUUUUGUACUGUUGUUGGAUGAAAACAUGGCUGAAUCCUCAGCUGAACCAAUUACAGAAUCAUCAAGCUCGAAUUCGCAUCAUUUCGAUCAAGACAAGUACGAACAAUGGUUACUCUCAAAAUCAGAAAUGUUUCAACACUUGUGGCUUUCAUUGUGCAUUUUGAGAAUGUUUCAAUUCUUAUUUCACGAUAACUUGCAAGACAAGGAAUUAAAUACCACCAUAGCAAGCCAUGAACCACCAAAACACUUUUCAAUUCUCAAAUCAUGGCUUGGAAACACCCUCAAGCAACGAAACUCUAAAUUAUUUAACAUGCUAUUUCUAUUGACUUUAGAUUUCAAAAGAUAUGCGUGUUUGGUUGGUCUCAGCACUUUUCAAAGACUAUGCAUUGAACACAGUGUGUCACUACGAAACACUCUGAUCUGCAAAGAUUAUGUACCGGAAAUUUCUCUACUCGCACUCUUUAAGACCGACCAAGAUAUUUACCGUGAAUUGAAUAGUAAAAGUAGGCAUCAAUCGAGGCAGUAA
Naegleria lovaniensis is the source of this 768-nucleotide messenger RNA. RefSeq lists its product as uncharacterized. Bases 1 to 768 code for a protein of 255 amino acids. Lineage: Eukaryota; Heterolobosea; Eutetramitea; Acrasida; Naegleriidae. The record is from RefSeq and is a predicted model, not a curated record. The transcript is spliced from 3 exons.